Ictalurus punctatus (channel catfish) is the source of this 4173-nucleotide messenger RNA. RefSeq names its product limbin. NCBI's taxonomy places the organism in Eukaryota, Metazoa, Chordata, Actinopteri, Siluriformes, Ictaluridae. Gene Ontology annotation, cellular component: plasma membrane protein complex; ciliary membrane. The record is from RefSeq and is a predicted model, not a curated record. Bases 186 to 3752 code for a protein of 1188 amino acids. Gene Ontology annotation, biological process: smoothened signaling pathway. The transcript is spliced from 22 exons.
CUCCUUUCCAAAAACUAAACAACAUUGAGCAGGAAAAGCGGAAGUGCGUUUCAAAUCCGCUGGAUUCGUAUGGUUAUAGUGUUUUUAUUAUUAUUUAUUUGUAUACUGUCCAUGCAGCGAAAUAUGAAAGAAUUCUGUGUGAUGUGAACGUUUAUGGUGAUUUAUGAUUUUGUCCUGGAUGUUAAAUGUGUUGGUCUCGCGCGACCUUCUCUUUCUACUUCGCGUGCAUCCUACUGUGUUCGGCGCGAGCCGUUCACCGCCGCCACAAUGCGCGCGUGCUUACUCUGAAACCGGAGGAUAACGGUACAGUACCUGUACCGGAUGUGUGCAGUACCCGCGGUCAGCAUUUCGGUGGAUUUGAUCAGAGGAAUCGGUGCGAGCAUUUGGAUCUUAAUGCAGGAAGCACUUUCCUCUUAAGUCAGUGGAACGAGGAAGUCGCUCUCUGCUCAGCGGCCCCUGAGGGCCCCUGGGGACACAGCCUGUACGCUCUGAUUGACCAGCUGAGAGAGACAGUGCUUUGGCGAAACCACCAGAGAGAGCCACGACACACACUACCUCAGAUUGGGUCUGCAGUAAAGUCAUCAGAAUUUGGUGUCCAGUUCCUGAAAUGUGCUCAGGUGGUAACAGGAAGUGAGUUUCCCCAGGUAACUGUCCACCUGGUAGUUAAAACCCUUGAGGGUGCAACAGACCUAUCACAUCUCAGUAUACGUGACACCAUCUCUGACACCGUCAGCCUGCAGACCAAUGGGAAAGUACAGGACAGAGAAUACCAAACCUUCAGCACGGACACACUGCCUGCUGGUUCAAGUUAUGCUGUAUCAUACACAGCAAGUGUCAAAGGUAGCAUCAAGGAAGAUCUGUUUCUGCCAGCGUUCCUCACCUUCUCUAGCCCAUCUCAGAAUGAUAUAAAUUUAUUGGGGCCUGUGGUGGCAAAUUUCACACUGAGGAUAAAUACUACUGAAAAGGUGUGUGUGAAUCAUGCCUUACACUUUGCAGGAUUCUGUGUGGCUUUUCUGAUCUCUACACUGCUGCUGUCUUUCACACUCCUCACUGCCAGCUGCUUCUACAAGAAGUGCUUCAUGCGCACACCUCAGCAUAGGAAGAGGCGGAGCUUUAGUGUAGAGGUGGAGCCAGAGGAGGCUGUUAGUAAUGCCAGUGACACAGCCAAUGAGGAUGCUGCGUUUGAGGAUAGAAUCAUUGACAUCAUGGCGCUGGAAGAUCCACAGGACAUGUCACAUGCUCUGGACAAUUUAGAGUUGGCCUCUCUGUUGCGGGGUGCCAUGAUGGUGGAGUGUGUGCGUGUCCAGAUGCUGAAAGGUGUGUUCAGGGUAUUAACAGCCAGUGUAAGCAGGUCCUGUAAUGAAAUAAGCAUGGUGGACUUGCUCAGUCAUGUGACCGACAUGCAGGAGGAUCGGAAGUCACAACUUAACGCACAUUCUCCCAGUGAAGCACACGCAGAGCGCCAGGAGGAGUGGCGUUUGGAGGCAUUACGCAGGAGGGAAGAGCUUCACGCCAUCAUCAGUGAGGAAAUAGAGGAGGCGGCCAUGAUGGGAGGAACACACAUGGCCAAUCAGCUGCUGCACAGAUACUAUACCUGUCAGGAUCAGCUGGAAUCAGUGCUUGAUCUGUUCAUAGCCAAUCAGAGAGCAGCGCUGAGUGAGCAACAGGCACAGCGGCGCUAUCUGUUGCAGGGUUUGCAAGAUCUACAGCGUUCAAUGUGUGACAUGUUCGGUGCAUUCUCUCGACACAUCGACAGCUGGUUCACCCACAUACGAAGGGAGGGUGUUCUCUCUGAUCAGCACUGUGUGCAGCAGUUGGAGCGUGCUCAGUCAGAGCUCCAGCGUGUCCGAAAAGGUUUUGAGGAAACGCUGGGCCGAGAGCGUAGCUCAGCUCAUUGUGACAUCAUCAAAACGAGACGAGCACGCAUCGCUGAGACGCUAUGUGAGCAGAAGCGUGAGCAGCAGGAUUUGGUGUGUGGGAGUGUGUGUGACGGGCCACUGGAGGACUACCUGAUGCGCUGGCAAACGCUCCUCUGCGCUCACAGCACACACCUCUCAGAACUUAUUACACACCUGGACCAGGAGGCAGCAGCGCACCUACGGCGGGUGCUGGUGUGUGUGUUGCGAGAUGCUGUAGCUGACCUGAAGCAGGUCGAAUGUGAGACAAGUCAGUCGAUGCAGGAGGCGGGCGUCCCACGUUGGCUCCUCCUCCAGAUGAGGGCGGGGUCAGUGGUAGGCGGAUGCCUGGCCGACACGGAGGCGGAGCUUGGUGUUCGGAAAAGGGAGGCGGCUAAAACACUACGGCUGAUACGCAGCAGAAUUCAGAUAAUCAGAGAGCAGGAGUUGCAGCAUCAGAGAGAAAGGAGAGAGAGAAUGCACAUAUACCGCAGGAGUGUGUGGGAGAGUCAGCACUCUCUGUCAGAGAGUGAUCUGCUGCGUAUGCAGUUGGAGUAUGUGAAGAGUGUGUGUCACCUGGAUCGCUGCCUGGUGCUGCCACACUUUCUACCACUAGAGAAGGGAUGCAACACUCCGACCAAUCAGAACACAAAACACACUCUUGAUCAUACCUCUGGUGACCCCUGCCCGAUCUUCACACACGCACAGGUGUGUGUGUGCAAGGAUGAGGUGUGUGUGUGUGAGGACGAGGUGAGCAUGUGUGAGGAGAGAGUGGCGAUGCAGGUUGCGGCUGUGCAGUGGGACAAAGCGGUGAGGAAGAACCGAGUUCGGGAAACACACUCUGCUGUGCUGACGCUGCAAGCGCUGUUGAUGCAGACAGUCUCUCAUGCACCUCUUGGGGAAGAGCUCUCACACGCUAUACACACACACAGCCUGGCAUUAGAGGAGGCGGAGUUAUUAUUGCAGAAGGAGGAGUCUGAGUGGGAGCGGUCCAUGGAUGGGCUCGGUCACAAUAAACUCUUGACUCCUGAUGAGGAAGAGUUGUUCCAUGUAAACACAGAGUGCACGAUCACCGAGUGCCUGCAGGAGGCACUUUACAAGAGACGGCAGCUCACACACACCCUCACUGAGAGGUUGAGGAUGGAGAUCAGGAGGCAGCAGGUGAUGGAGGAUCUGAGGGAACAGCAGGAGCUGAAGAGGCUUUACACACAUUUUGACCAGGAUCUUCUCCUUGUUGCCCUGCUCGUCAAACUCAGUGGUGUUUCAGAACCAGUUCUGCAGCAACUCCUGUGCCUCCUGCUGCCUACACAUCCUGAAGGAGACCUACAAUCACUCAUACAAACACUUGCACCUAAAGAAGGGCGGAUGUUAGGACCCUGCUGCCAUCUGGUGGACAGACUGAGGAAUGAUGUAAUCAGCAAGCACACAUCACUUGGCUCUCACGCGCACAUUGACAGAAUGCUGAAGAAGAAGCAGAAGCUUAUGGAAAAGCUCUUCUCCGGAUCUCAUGCAGACAAUUUAGGCCCACUUCCAGCAAGCAGCCAGCCAAUCACUGCACCCACUACACAAAAGGAAGACGCUUCUAAUGUAGUGGAAGAGACCACACUGGAGGGGGUGGAGUGUACAAGCCAUGCUGGUGUAGUGGAAGUGGCUGCAGGAAGUGAAAUGGUGGAAGAAAGACUGUUUACUGUCCGCUGUGCACCAGGAGGAAACCUGGAACAGACACAUAUGGGACAUACUACACACGCUACACAUACACCAGACACUGCAGAGGCAUCAAACAUGUCACACAAUCACAGAAAGAGGAGGAAGUUCAAGUUUAAGAAGGGAGCAGUGGCUCCUCAAGAGCAGACAUGACGAGCAGACACAACUAAUCUCACUUUACAAUUAAAUCAAAUGUAAAUGUUUAGUUGGAAAUGGCAGUUAUCACUGACAAGCUACACCAAGUUCAAUUACAAUGCCCAUGAAAUGGCUUGAGAGCUGGGAUUUUGAUUCUGCACAUUGAUGUAUUUCUUUUUGAAACUGGAAGACGGAGUGUUGAAGGGCUUGACACAUUUCCCACACAGACAACAGCAUUCGAGUUAAACAUUUUUAUAUACUAUCUUAUUACUGUCUUAUUAUUAUUAUUAUGCCUGCAGCACAAAGAGACUCGUAGAAAAAGCUCUAAAACAUCUAGUUUUGAGUUCAUCGGGCUUUUAAUCAGACAGGUGUGUACUUUGCUGCUUUGUCGUUUCUAAAGGACUGCCCUUUAUAACUGUAAUAAAAUUCUUUUAGAUCA